Messenger RNA from Rhizophagus irregularis DAOM 181602=DAOM 197198, 1452 nucleotides. The record is from RefSeq and is a predicted model, not a curated record. Lineage: Eukaryota; Fungi; Glomeromycota; Glomeromycetes; Glomerales; Glomeraceae.
CACAGAUAAAAGGUAAAAAUCCUCAUAAAAUAAUGUACUAUUAUUAAAGAUUUGUUAAUUUUAUUUUAUUUUUUUUUUAAGACCAAGACGAUAAAUAUACGACAUCAACGAGUUCUGUUUCCUCUGAAGUUUUUACAGUACCCGCUUCUUACGGACAAAUUGGUGAACUACCUGUUAAUCCCCUUCCUAUUAAUCUUCCGUCAAUCUCUUCACAAAUAUUUGGAACACAACUGUCAACACUCGAUAGCGGUGAAAAAUUUAUUCUCAUUCCUCAAAGUUCAGGAGGCACUUCAUAUUAUGUUCUUAUGCCAGUUCAACAACAAAAUCAAAUUUCUAUUUUACCUACUAGAAUUUGUGCUAGUAAAGAUUUAACUACCGAUUUAGAUCAAGAUAUACAGGUUAAAAUAGAAUCUGAAUUUCAAUCAGGAGUAUCUGAUGGAUUACUUUUAGAAGAAGAUUCUAAAUUCGCUGUCAAUAAGGAAGAAAAUUACGAAAUCAUCCCAAAUAAAGAAAAAGAAAAAAAAGAUAAAUCGAAUUUAUCUGUUCUUUCUCUUGUAUGUAGUGGUUUAUUGAAUCAAGAGACUGAUACUUAUGAACAAGCAAAUAAAGAAAUGGACGGAAAUUCUUCACAAGACGAAGAUAAUGAAUCUUUGAAAUCUAAUAUAUCUGAUAUACCUGUUAGCCAGAAUCUAGUAAAUAAUGAAAAGCAACAAGUGUCAGAGUACAAUAAAAAGAACCAAAUACUUGAUUCGGUUAAGAACAAAAUCGUCAAAGAAAAUUUGGAAGAGUCACUAAAGGCACAUAAUACACCUGGAGAUUCGGUUAAGAAUACAACACAUGUGGAACCACGAGUUUAUAGUUGGGACUAUCAUUCUCCAUCAUUUCAAACACCUUCAGUCGAGAGUCCUUUGUUGUUUUCAACUCCUGCUAAUACUUAUCCUGUAGCUCAAGCUCAAUAUGUGCCAAUAAAGUGUGAAUCAAAUAUUUAUGAUAUGAAAUGCACGAGACAACAAAAUGAGGAGUUUCAAUUACUUCAACAUGGUGACUCAUUUUCUCAAAAUCAAAUACCAAUGCGACAACAAUAUUAUGAAAUAUCCCCUUUCACACCAUCUCAUACGAAUCCAUCUAACGCUUACAUGGUACAACAAAAUCAAACAUCAUCUUUCUAUCAAUUUAGAGGUCAACAAUUGCCACCACAAUUCACACCAACUUCUUUGUCAUUUGCUUUUAGUCCGAGAAUUUCUAAUAAAAGCACCCCUCAAUCGCAAAUUCGUUGUUAUGCUGGCUUAUCUGUCUCAUCAAAUGGCUUGGAAGAUUCUUCUUAAGGUCAAAUUGAUGAAAAUGAAGGAAUUUUAUGUAUGUAUUAAUUUAUCAGAAAACUUCAUCUGAACGAAUGAGAAACUAAAGAUGAUGAUGUAGACAUUGAUAAUUUAUAAGCAGAUUUCUUUGGAA